Molecule: messenger RNA, 6379 nt
Organism: Prionailurus viverrinus (fishing cat)
Lineage: Eukaryota; Metazoa; Chordata; Mammalia; Carnivora; Felidae
Product: regulating synaptic membrane exocytosis protein 1
Exons: 28
Coding region: 125-4306 (1393 amino acids)
Biological process (GO): regulation of membrane potential; calcium ion-regulated exocytosis of neurotransmitter; positive regulation of synaptic transmission
Cellular component (GO): cytoskeleton of presynaptic active zone; presynaptic membrane
Molecular function (GO): transmembrane transporter binding; small GTPase binding
Source: RefSeq, a predicted model, not a curated record
UCCGACUUGUGGAAUCUGUCACAAAACAAAGUUUGCUGAUGGGUGCGGCCAUCUCUGCUCCUACUGCCGCACCAAGUUCUGUGCCCGCUGUGGAGGCCGCGUGUCUCUGCGAUCCAACAACGUUAUGUGGGUAUGCAAUUUAUGUCGAAAGCAACAAGAAAUCUUAACCAAAUCUGGGGCAUGGUUCUUUGGAAGUGGCCCUCAGCAGCCAAGUCAGGAUGGAACCCUAAGUGAUACAGCUACAGGUGCUGGUUCUGAGGUACCGAGAGAAAAGAAAGCACGGCUCCAAGAAAGAUCACGGUCUCAGACACCCCUGAGCACAGCAGCUGCCUCCUCCCAGGACGCAGCGCCUCCCAGCGCACAGCCAGACAGGAGCAAAGGGGCGGAGUCCUCACAGCAAGCCCUGGGGCCUGAACAGAAGCAGGUUUCAUCGAGGUCUAGAAGUGAACCUCCAAGAGAGAGGAAGAAGACUCCAGGGCUCUCUGAGCAGAAUGGCAAAGGAGCCCAGAAGAGCGAGCGGAAACGCGUGCCCAAGUCCUCAGUGCAGCCGGGAGAGGGGGCCGCGGAAGAGCGCGAGCGGAAAGAAAGGCGGGAAAGUCGACGGCUUGAGAAAGGACGGUCACAGGACUACCCAGAUGUGCCGGAAAAACGAGAGGAUCGCAAAGCGGUGGACGAUGAGAAGCAAAGGAAAGUGGAGGAGUACCAGACCCGGUACCGCAGCGAUCCGAACCUGGCGCGGUACCCGGUGAAACCGCCGCCGGAGGAGCAGCAGAUGCGCAUGCACGCCCGGGUGUCUCGCGCGAGGCACGAGCGGCGCCACAGCGACGUGGCGCUCCCGCGCACUGAGGCCGGAGCUGCGCCGCCCGACGCCAAGGCCGGCAAGCGCGCACCGCCCCCCGCCAGGGCUUCGCCGCCGGAGUCGCCGCGGGCCUACUCUGCCGAGAGGACUGCGGAAGUCAGGACGCCGGGCGCCAAGCAGCUGGCGAACCACAGCCCGCCGGCACCCAGGCAUGGGCCAGUCCCCGCAGAAGUCCUGGAGCCCAAAGCCCAGGAGCCCCUCAGGAAGCAGAGCCGCCUGGACCCCAGCUCGGCCGUCCUCAUCAGAAAGUCCAAGCGCGAGAAGGUGGAGACUAUGCUGCGGAACGACUCUUUGAGUUCUGAUCAGUCGGAGUCCGUGCGGCCUUCCCCGCCGAAGCCACACCGGUCCAAGAGAGGCGGCAAGAAGCGGCAGAUGUCCGUGAGCAGCUCCGAGGAGGAGGGCGUAUCCACGCCGGAGUACACCAGCUGCGAGGACGUGGAGCUGGAGAGCGAGAGCGUCAGCGAGAAAGGUGACUUGGAUUAUUACUGGUUGGAUCCUGCCACGUGGCAUAGCCGGGAAACAUCACCUAUUAGUUCGCAUCCUGUAACGUGGCAACCAUCUAAAGAGGGGGACCGAUUAAUUGGACGUGUUAUUCUGAACAAGAGAACAACCAUGCCCAAAGAAUCAGGUGCAUUACUGGGUCUGAAAGUUGUUGGAGGAAAAAUGACUGACUUAGGACGCCUUGGUGCCUUCAUCACCAAAGUAAAGAAGGGUAGCCUUGCAGAUGUAGUUGGACACUUACGAGCAGGGGAUGAAGUUCUAGAAUGGAAUGGUAAACCCCUGCCGGGAGCUACAAAUGAAGAAGUUUACAACAUUAUUUUAGAAUCAAAAUCAGAACCUCAAGUUGAAAUUAUUGUUUCAAGGCCUAUUGGUGAUAUUCCACGGAUCCCUGAGAGCUCCCAUCCUCCACUGGAGUCCAGUUCAAGUUCCUUUGAAUCUCAGAAGAUGGAAAGACCUUCCAUUUCUGUUAUUUCUCCAACAAGUCCUGGAGCUCUAAAAGAUGCCCCACAAGUCUUGCCAGGACAACUUUCUGUAAAGCUGUGGUAUGAUAAAGUGGGACACCAGCUGAUUGUAAAUGUUCUGCAAGCAACAGAUUUACCGACAAGAGUAGAUGGGCGUCCCAGGAAUCCCUAUGUGAAAAUGUAUUUUCUUCCGGAUAGAAGUGAUAAAAGCAAAAGGAGGACUAAAACAGUAAAGAAAGUACUAGAACCAAAAUGGAAUCAAACAUUUGUCUAUUCACAUGUACAUCGUAGAGAUUUUAGAGAACGGAUGUUAGAAAUAACUGUGUGGGAUCAACCAAGAGUACAAGAAGAAGAGAGUGAAUUUCUUGGAGAGAUCCUCAUAGAAUUGGAGACAGCACUUUUAGAUGAUGAGCCACAUUGGUAUAAACUCCAGACGCAUGAUGAAUCUUCACUACCUCUGCCUCAGCCAUCACCUUUCAUGCCAAGGCGACACAUUCAUGGAGAAAGCUCUAGCAAAAAACUACAAAUAGGUUAUAGGUCUAGUGCUAGAGAAAGUAAAUCUACAACAUUAACUGUGCCAGAACAGCAAAGAACAACUCAUCACCGCUCACGUUCAGUAUCUCCUCACCGCGGCGAUGAUCAGGGAAGGCCGCGUUCACGUUUACCAAAUGUGCCAUUACAGAGGAGUUUAGAUGAAAUUCAUCCAACAAGAAGGUCACGUUCUCCAACUAGACACCAUGAUGCCUCCCGAAGUCCAGUUGAUCACAGAUCCAGAGAUGUGGAUAGUCAGUAUUUAUCAGAACAAGACAGUGAGCUUCUUAUGCUGCCCAGAGCAAAACGAGGACGAAGUGCAGAAUGCCUCCAUACUACCAGAUAUUUUGUUAGGCACUAUAAAACAUUACCGCCUAAGAUGCCUUUAUUAGAGAACAGUUCUCACUGGAAUAUUUACAGUGAACUGCAGCCCUCCCUUGACAGGGCUAGGAGUGCUAGUACCAACUGCUUGAGACCAGAUACUAGUUUGCAUUCACCAGAACGAGAAAGGCACUCCAGAAAGUCUGAAAGAUCUAGCAUCCAAAAACAGACUAGGAAAGGCACUGCCUCUGAUGCAGAAAGAAUGCACAGACAAGCAAGUCCGACCCAUCCUCCCCCUGCAGACACAUCCUUCAGCAAUCGGAGGGGCCGGCAGCUACCACAGGUGCCAGUGAGAAGCGGCAGUAUAGAACAAGAACAAGAAAAAUAUAACUCUUCCACAAAAGCAAGCUUAGUAGUGGAGGAGCGAACAAGACAGAUGAAAAUGAAAGUGCAUCGAUUUAAGCAGACAACAGGGUCUGGUUCUAGUCAAGAACUUGAUCGCGAGCAAUAUUCCAAGUAUAACAUACAUAAAGAUCAGUACAGAAGCUGUGAUAACGUCUCUGCCAAAUCAUCAGAUAGUGAUGUCAGUGAUGUGUCCGCCAUUUCCCGAACCAGCAGUGCCUCACGCCUCAGCAGCACAAGCUUUAUGUCAGAGCAAUCUGAGCACCCCAGGGGUAGGAUCAGUUCAUUUACCCCUAAAAUGCAAGGCAGACGGAUGGGGACUUCAGGAAGAGCCAUCAUGAAGAGCACCAGUGUGAGUGGGGAGAUGUACACACUGGAGCAUAAUGACGGCAGUCAGUCCGACACAGCUGUGGGUACAGUUGGAGGAGGUGGAAAGAAAAGGAGAUCCAGCCUGAGUGCCAAAGUGGUUGCCAUAGUGUCUAGAAGGAGUAGAAGCACAUCCCAGCUAAGCCAAACAGAGUCAGGCCACAAGAAGUUAAAAAGCACCAUACAGAGAAGCACAGAAACAGGAAUGGCAGCCGAAAUGAGGAAGAUGGUAAGGCAACCAAGUCGAGAGUCUACUGACGGCAGCAUCAACAGUUAUAGCUCCGAGGGAAACUUAAUAUUUCCUGGAGUACGACUAGGAGCAGACAGUCAAUUCAGUGAUUUUCUUGAUGGACUGGGACCAGCUCAGCUUGUUGGCCGCCAAACCCUUGCUACCCCUGCAAUGGGUGACAUACAAAUUGGAAUGGAGGAUAAAAAGGGCCAAUUAGAAGUUGAAGUUAUUAGAGCACGAAGCCUCACACAAAAACCUGGUUCCAAGUCUACACCUGCUCCUUAUGUCAAAGUGUAUCUUUUGGAAAACGGGGCCUGUAUAGCCAAGAAGAAGACAAGAAUUGCACGAAAAACCCUUGAUCCUUUGUAUCAACAGUCCCUGGUUUUUGACGAAAGUCCACAGGGUAAAGUUCUUCAGGUCAUUGUCUGGGGGGACUAUGGCAGAAUGGACCAUAAAUGCUUUAUGGGUGUGGCUCAAAUCUUGUUGGAAGAACUCGAUCUAUCCAGUAUGGUAAUCGGAUGGUACAAGUUGUUCCCACCAUCAUCCCUGGUGGACCCCACACUGACUCCCCUAACGCGCCGGGCUUCCCAGUCAUCUCUGGAAAGUUCAACUGGGCCUCCCUGCAUCCGCUCAUAGUGAACUCCUACCAGAGUCAUUCCAGUGAAACUCUACCUUUCAGGAUAAUAAUCUGAACCAGAUAUUUCAUGAUCAAAAAAGCAUUGUUGGAGACAGACAAUCAACUUGUGUUUUGCCUGUAGUAGUUUUUCAAUAUGUCCCACUCGUUGUUUAAAACCUGGCUUCAUAUGACAGAACAAGGCAGUCUAUCAAAUUACAGUAAGAGUUAACAUGCUAGUGAGAGUCACUGAUGCUUCUAACAAACAGAAAAAGAGGAAACUUCAAAUUCACACACACACACCAAAUUGAACAAACUGGAAACUCUCACUCUGUGAAAAGUUGUAUUUUACACGUUUGUGCACAGACCACAAGCAGUGUUAUUUCCCUGGUGUUUAAGAAGUUCUGUUUUUUGUGUGUUUUGUUUAUUUGUGCAUUAUUUGUUGGGUUUUGGUUUCUUGAAUUGUUUUUGCUUUAUUUUUCAUUGUAUAUGUUAUUUCCACUAGUUUUUGGACAUGUCACGACAGGCCUCAUGAUGCUUACAAAGACCCUUCCUUUCUUUUCCCAAAAGCACUAAAAAAGGGCUGAAAUAGUCUCUGUGGCAUCUCCCCAAAGUGUUCAGCAACUAGGCAAGAUGAGGCCAAUGAAAGAUUUCACUGGCUUUCAUUUUAUAAUUUUUCAAAGUCUUAUGUGUGCAAACCCAGAAAACAAAAAUUCAUCUUCUAAAAUAAUCAUAGAAUCACUUUUUUUAAAUGAAGAGCAUACCUGUUUGUGUUCUAAAACAUUAAUUUAUUUUUUCCAUCGUUUUUCAUGGAAGACUUUUAGAAAAGUCAAUCUGCAACUAAUGCUGGGAACUAAAACUAACCACAUAAUUGUACUUUGGAAAUACUCCUUGUAGUAACUUUUUCUUCCUGAUAUCCCCAAAAAUAAGUAUAUGCUCAUGUGUAUAAACUAUACUUUUGACUUCCCAAAAUGGUGACUAGAAAUGGAUUUGAGCCUAAGACACUUUCAGCUAUGCCCAGGCUUCUCGGCCAUGUCUCAGUGUAGACAUACCCAUCUGCCCUGGAAAGAGCAUGGUAUGAGCUGUCCAAUAUUCCACUGGAAAUUCCAGUUGAAAUAUUCUGCACUAAAGUAAUGUUUUUAUCAAAUUUUAGUUUACAUUUCUUUGAGAUUGAUGCAAGCACAAAAGCUUGAUUUUUUAAUGCAAAAUAUCCUACUUUUGGGGGGAAAAUAAAACAAGUCAAAUUUCAACUUGCAUUUUCUUCAUUUGAGUUUUUCUUGGCCUUGAAUUUCCCUUGUGACAUUCUGUAUAUGUGCUACACACUGCAGACUCUGCAGGUGCAUUGAUACGUUCUCCCUCCUUUUAUGAGUCAUUCAACUUUUGUGAUCACACAAAUAGAGCAGCAUGACUUGGAACUGUUCAAAGCUGCAUGCACGUUUUUUUUUUUUUUAAAAAAUGAAAAAAUGAAAAAAAAACCCAAAAGGUUAUUUAAUAAUGUAUGUUAGUUCCACAUUAGGACAGCUUGUAUGUUGCAUGUACUUGUACAGUUUGCUCGUUAAUUACUAUACUGAAAUAACCAAGAAAUCUAAGCCAUCCAUUUUUGUUAUAGACAUUUUGCAGGUUUUAGCCAGACUCCGUAUGUGAGUUUGGGGUGAAAUGUCUAUAGAUGGACUUUAUUUUUUACCCUCUGGAAAACGUGAUGUAGUAUGGACCAAAUUCCUUCUAAUAAAUAUUUUGGUGUAGAUUCCUACUGUGGGGCUGUAACACAUGUAGACACUGUGUACACACUAGGUUUUAAUCCAUAGACAUACUGCCUGCACCAAGUGAAUUAUUUAUUAUUAUUUACACAUGCCAGAAUUAUCUGCCCAUCAUUCCACAGGGCACAGAUUGACCACUACUCACCAUGCUGAGCAGGAAGAACUGAAGCAUUGGUGCACUUCUACUAGAUUCCGUUCUGUCUUAGUGGCCAACAAUCAACUAACUAUAAUUGGGUAGUAUCUUUCUAUUUUGACCACUUGUCUUAACACUCCCCUGUGCUUUUAAAAUGAACAACUCAUGUAUGUAAACAUGUUUAAUAAAAUUUACUUUUCAUGUCA